This is a messenger RNA of Sodiomyces alkalinus F11, 717 nucleotides long. RefSeq lists its product as hypothetical. The transcript has 7 exons. The record is from RefSeq and is a predicted model, not a curated record. Lineage: Eukaryota; Fungi; Ascomycota; Sordariomycetes; Glomerellales; Plectosphaerellaceae. The coding region runs from base 1 to 717 and encodes 238 amino acids.
AUGACCUCGGACGAGAUCAAGAUCGACAACGUGGGAACGACACAGCCAGAUGCCAGCGGGGAUGGGUCCAUUCAAGCAGCGGUGCCUUGCUUGCCUUUCCUCCGAGGUGACUACUUGGGAGAUCGAGAGCUGAACCCCCAAGAGUUGUUUUGGCGGUUGCCUCUGACCAUCCAGCGCCGGUUGGAGAAAUGGCGAGGAAGGGGUAGGGGAGCGAAGGUCGAAGAGAGAUUGCGGGGUCAAGACUCGAGAGAAACGAUCGCAAACGACGUGACCAAGCAGCGUAGAGGGAAGCUACGAAUUCAUAUUGCAUUAUCGGGACGUCAGGAUGCCAAAGUGCCCGAAGUCCUGAUCCUAGGGUACCUUACCGUAUGUAUGCAGGCCAAUGAUCUGAUAAUUACAUGCUCAGUUCUUGGCAAUCCCUCACGGUACAUUCAGCUACCUCGUUUCUACGACGUCAUUGCCUGGAAUCGCCUUGAAGCCUCAGAUUUUGGAAGGCUUGUACGGAGAGUACCGACUUCCAUUCAACCGACUCUGGAAAAUGUGACUUCCCCGCGCAACCUCCUCCUCAUCCGGAGUGCCCGGUACGGGAAAGGGACCCCGCUGAUUGACCGCAACGAUGAACCAAGCUGGCGGAGCAUCCAAAGCCCUUCUGCCGAAUCGAACGGGUUGCAUCUCGUCUUAUGUGGUGUGGGAUUCUGCGGCAACGGCACAGAGUAG